This is a messenger RNA of Solanum verrucosum, 1079 nucleotides long. RefSeq lists its product as uncharacterized. Bases 252 to 761 code for a protein of 169 amino acids. Gene Ontology annotation, molecular function: serine-type endopeptidase activity. The transcript is spliced from 5 exons. NCBI's taxonomy places the organism in Eukaryota, Viridiplantae, Streptophyta, Magnoliopsida, Solanales, Solanaceae. Gene Ontology annotation, cellular component: membrane; mitochondrial inner membrane peptidase complex. The record is from RefSeq and is a predicted model, not a curated record.
GCUCAAACUUAGGGACUGUUUUGAGAAAAGAUUUUUCUCAACUUUCUCUACACCGGCGAAUGCACAACUAGACCACCAGAUUCCGGGCCGUGUUCGCUGUGCAUCAAUCGGAGAAUGCACAAUUAAAUCGCGGGGGCCGUGUUCGCCGUCGAGUAGAGGUCGGAGUUAUUGUGUGCUCUUUCGCCUGAUUCUGUAAUCCAUUUUAAUUGGUGAGAUAGCCUCUUUAGGGUUGAGAUGCAGAUUGACUAAUAAUGGGUCUGGAAAAUCUGAAGCAACUGACGCCUUUUAUCAAAGAAGCAUUUCAGCAAACACUACUCGUAGCCAAAUUCCUCUGUGGUAUUCAUGUCACCAACAGCUACAUCUGCACCUUCGCUCUCACUCAAGGUCCAAGCAUGCUUCCAACGUUUAAUCUGACUGGAGAUCUUGUUUUGGCUGAAAGGCUAUCAACUCGGUUUGAGAAAAUGCAACGUGGAGAUGUGGUGCUAGUGCGUAGCCCUGAGAACCCGAGAAAAAUUGUGAUCAAAAGACUCAUGGGUAUGGGUGGUGAUACUGUUAGAUAUGUUGUGGAUCAUGCUAAUAAUGGAAUAGAACAUACUAUUGUGGUACCAGAUGGACAUGUUUGGAUUGAAGGGGAUAAUAAAUUUAAUACCAACGAUUCGAGGAACUUUGGACCUGUACCUUAUGGACUUGUACAGGGCAGAGUCUUUUGGAUUGUAUGGCCUCCUGAAGAUUUUGGAUCAGUAGGAAGAGAAGUACAGUAAUUCAACAUUUCAAGAUUUGGAGUAUGCUUGUAGAGUAUUCUCUUACAAGCAUGGUUUUUAAACAAUUUACUGAAGAUGGCAAUUGGUGGGUUGCUUUACUACUAGGUUCGAGUUGGAAGACAGGACGCCGGAGCUGUUAAAUAUAUUCGGUUAAUGUAUUUCUCAAGCUCCAAAGGCUGCACGGUUUGCAUAAUUUAUUCUUGAAUUGCCACUGCUAAUGCAUUAGCAAGAUUCUAGCUCGAUAGGAAUCACAUACAAAAGAAUACUGCCCAAAUGGUCUUUCCAUAUUUUACUUGUGCCCAAAAAUUGUUUCAACUU